Molecule: messenger RNA, 1511 nt
Organism: Neoarius graeffei (lesser salmon catfish)
Lineage: Eukaryota; Metazoa; Chordata; Actinopteri; Siluriformes; Ariidae
Exons: 3
Coding region: 144-1511 (455 amino acids)
Biological process (GO): DNA integration
Molecular function (GO): nucleic acid binding
Source: RefSeq, a predicted model, not a curated record
UUGAAUAUAUAGAAUGAACUUUGAAUAUAUUGAAUGAAGCUUUAAUAUACUUUUAAAAACUUGAUAAUACUGAAUGACAUCCAAAACCUAGUUGUAUCCUUUUCAUCAAAGUGAUAGCCUGCUGAAUUCGCUGGUUUUACAAAAUGGCAUCAGUUGAACUAUUCCAAUACUUUCUUGAACUGGAAAACUUUUUUGCCACAGGUUGUACUCCAAAUGACACUAACAGUUUGGAGACUAUAUCACGUCACCUUGAGGAUCAUAUCUCUAUUAUUGCGACAUUCACAGUACUUAUGAGGAAUGUUCAACAAAACAUUGCUGAAAGGACAUUAUACGUCAUUCUUGAAGGAAUUUAUGAGUCUCUCAGGGAGAUGUUGGCGGAAAUAACAUUACAGCUGGAAGCUGAUGUACAAGCUAAUGGCAUGGGCAUCCAUUCUGCGUCUCAGAGAGGAAGGCCUAAGUACAACAUACCAGCUGCUCAGCUGAUUCACAUGCGGGAUUUAGGAUUUAGCUGGAUGGCCAUAUCUCGGAUGCUGUCUGUAAACAUACGAACACUGUACAACCACAGGACACAGCUCGGUCUGGUGGACUAUGGGAGUUUCACUGACAUUGCAAAUGUCGAUCUGGAUCGACUUAUUGCUGAGAUUCUCAGGCAAACCCCCGGUUCCGGAGAGACCUAUAUCACUGGUAGUUUGAGAGGAAGAAGAAUCAGAGUUCAGCGUUGGCGGGUACGGGAGCGUUUAAGAACAGUAGAUCCAGUGGGGCGAGCCUUAAGAGGACGAAGGGCAAUUCAGCGGAGGGUCUACAAUGUCUCUGCCCCAAAUCAAGUGUGGCAUAUUGACACAAACCACAAGUUAAAUCCAUGGGGAUUUGUGUAUCAUGGAGCAGUUGAUGGCUACAGUCGCUGCAUUACCUUCCUGAGAUGUUGCACAGACAACCGAGCAUCGACUGCCUUGCAUCUUUUCCAGGGUGCUGUUGAUGUAUUUGGACUGCCAGAUCGUGUCAGGGGUGAUGCUGGUAGCGAGAACAUUGAUGUUGCACGGUUCAUGAUUGAGAAUCGAGGAACAAACAGAGGAAGUUUCAUGGUUGGACGUAGUGUCCAUAAUCAAAGAAUCGAAAGAUUGUGGGCAGAAGUAAACAGGGUUGUGUCAGGAUACUAUAAAGACCUUUUCCUCUUUAUGGAAAAUUUCGGACUUUUAGACAGCACUGACCCUCUUCACAUUACAGCUCUUCACCAUGUUUAUCUUCCAAGAAUUAACAGAUCUGUGGAUGAGUUUGUGAGCCAGUGGAACAACCACAGCUUGAGGACAAUGGAGAGUCGGUCCCCACUGCAACUGUGGACAAUUGGAAUGCUCCAACUUCCUCAGCAUCAAAGGCCACUCAAUCGUGUACCUGUGCAACCCCCUUAUGAUCACCAGUGGAAUGUGGAGUUAAGGCCCAUCAACCCCUUCACUGAUGAUGGAAAUCAUGGAAUUGAACUUUUUGUCAGAGCAUGUGACCUGCUUGAGAGAUAG